Messenger RNA from Aspergillus viridinutans, 3855 nucleotides. RefSeq lists its product as uncharacterized. The record is from RefSeq and is a predicted model, not a curated record. The transcript has 2 exons. The coding region runs from base 1 to 3855 and encodes 1284 amino acids. Lineage: Eukaryota; Fungi; Ascomycota; Eurotiomycetes; Eurotiales; Aspergillaceae.
AUGGCUUCUUCAGAGAUCUGGAUUGCUCCUCUGGUUGAACGAUUGCUAAACCAUUACCUCGACGGGCCAACGAGCGAAACAUGCUUAGAAGAUGAUGGAAGUAACCUACGUUUCGCAGACAAUAGCCCUCAUUCGGCUUUGAUAGUGAAAUGGACGGAAGACGACAGAUCACCCAUGCCUAAUUUGACGGACACAAAUACCCAGAUACAAGCGAUCCUUGCUCGAGAGUCGCUAGAAGAAUAUCGUAGGGACUAUCCUGACCAACCGUUGAUCAAGGAUGGUAUGCGAGGAUAUACUAUAAACUUAUUGGAUUUCGAGCUUGUCUUCGAAUAUACCACAUCAGAGCCCAAGCUUCAUCUAUACGUCAAGCGUUUCAGCAUCGCAUGGGACAAAAGCAGGUUCAAGGGGCCGCCACAGGGCAGGACAAUCAGAAACAAACCUGAGAUGUAUGACUUGAUGCAUUCUGCCCUCCAAAAGGCCAAGUCUCGAGAGACUGCCACCACAGAUAGUGCGGGCAAUGGGAACCGCUCCGAUGAGUCGAUCAAGUCUCAGGACGGCGAAACAGAUGGACUGAACGACUCUCAAAACCAGCUAAUGUCCCAGUUACCCCCAAAGCAACCAGUAGAGCUCUUUGCCAGUGCCUUUGCGACUGCGAAGACUCUUCUGGGUUCUUUGAAACCCCCUGCCAGGCCGGCGCAAGACUCACAACAAAAGAAAGACAAUGAUACGAAUGUUGUUGCGUCAGGAAGGGAUCAUCCUGCUCUUGGCGGAGCAACAAAACAGCCUAAUAUUAACCGUUGCGCCGCGCGUAUCGAUGAGUUGUCCGCAGGUUCCUUGGUUUUUGACCCUGGUCUGAACGGCAAUGCAAUCGUCAAGGAAUUUGAUCAAACUGAUAUCGACACGGCUGGUAAAGUAACAGCUAAGUCCGGAAUCGGCAAAGCGCCUUUCGAGACCAAGACCCAGGAGAGAGCCUUGACAGAUUAUAACAAAGAGCCAGACCACGAAUUGAACAAAGAGGCAGUCCCUAGCCAGAUCGUCCAGAAAAAUCAUUUGGAACGAGUCGAUACAAUUGUGGAGACUCUUACAGAUGUUCAUACCAGCAAUGCAGACCCUUGGGAUGGUAUGACAGAGAUUCGGAAAGAAGACAUUACUAUACCCAAGGAUCAGGCAAAGCUGCUAGACGAGCAGGCCAAGCUUUGCUGGCUACCACCAGCCCCUGACCAGGGCUAUCCGCAACCCAACGUGCCCCCUUUGCUCCUACAGCAAUGGAAUGAGAUUGCAUUCCAAAGAAGUAUUCGGGCGGAAGAACGUAGGAUCAAGGAGUUGGAGGCCUUGGAGCUUCACGGAUCCCGUCCGAGCUCAUCGGGUGCUACCAGCUCCUCCGACUCGGCCUAUGAGACCCCAAGCGGCGAUCGGAUCGAAUGGUCGCAAUCUCCUCGGCGGGGUCGGGACCUACCUGCGGACAGUAGCCCGCCCGAGGCAGGACAGGUAGAGAGGCCAGCUAUGGAUAAAAGCAAUGGAGGAAAUUGUCCGUUGGAUCAGCCACCCCAUGAUGUGGAGCAGGAACGACGGACAAACGUUCAUCAGGAAAUAUCGCAUGAACAGCAGGAGCUCGAACCUUUGCCAGAAGGUGCACGAGAGUCCCACAGAUCUAUUGCAAUUCCUACCCAAUUGCGCCUACAAGCUAGCGGGGAGCCUCUUCCGCAGCUUGACGACGGUGACGAUCGAAUUCACCUGCAAGAACCCCAAGUUGAGUUUGACCGGAUGAGUGAAGACUCGGUAAUGGAUACGUCUGUUCCUCGUCCGCUGGGGGUAGACCCAAGCCAAUCAGAGCAAGAGGUUGGCAGCUCAGACCCAUCGCUUCCGGGUUUGUCCACUCAGGUGCAAGUGCAGGUCAUGGAAACUCCUGCUGCACAUCUUGUUCGAUUCCGCCAGCUUACUCAAAGCACAGGCGGUGCAAGCCAGGAGUCGCAACAGCCAGGGCAGUCAUCGUCUCCGGCCGCAAAAUCAUCUUCUCAAUCACGAAUUUGCAAUACCUACCAUAGCAAUGAUGAGGCGAAGAAUCACACUGCUCAGGACAUGUCGAAUUCAACUCAACCGCAUGGGACUGCGGAAUCCAGUGAACUCAAUAUAAUGGAAACACAGCUCAGCGGUGGGGAGUGGUCAUUUCCAGGCACGACUCCCUCGAAUUCUGGUCAAGUGUUGAACUCUUCUGGGACAAGGGACCGUGAGCCGAGCGUAUUUAUCACUGCAUCCCCGGGCCACGCAGAAGAGUCGUCGAACCCAUUUUCGUCAUACCGAGAGGCUCACCCUUCUCUGCAGACAGACGAUGGAAAUGGAACAUCAACCGGCUUUCCCAGCCCCACUCAAGUUACGCCUACUAGGCAUCGAAUGCCUCGGUUGAAACGAGGCGCAUCUGAAAUUGAGAGGGAACGAACUCCUCCUUCGAAAAGACCAAAGAUGGCGUGUAGCGAAGGCGGCGACUCUGUCCAAGAGCUUGCGUUCAACGUAAUUUCGCGUCGAGAAACCUACAUCAACCGCUCCGCGGAGCACGCUGAGGCGCAGAAAGUCUACGAGAAGUUUCGGAGUGACUAUCCCGACUACGAUGGCGACUUCAACCAUUUCGCGAUGUUGUGUUCCAAACUGCAGGCACUGCGGGCUAAAGGACAAUUCCAAAGGUCGUUCCUCUGGGAUGAUUUUGUUAUCAUGCACUUGAAGGAAUAUGAACGUUACCUCCAUCAAAUCGCGGCAGCUGACGUUAAGAUACUGGAGUAUGAAAAUUUCUUCGCCUCCUAUAUCUUGAGGCCGUCUUACAAAAAGCGCAGUCUCACAGCGAAAGGGAUUGAAAUAUCUGCUGCGCAGCAUGAUCGUUUGAGCGCUGCCGGCGUCCCAGCAAUCCCACGGCAUGAAACAAACACGUCAUUCACCGGCAGCCUUGUAGACAGAUUCUCCAAUUUCCACACGCGCUCCUUUGGACCUGAGACUCCAGGCUCACAGUCUGCAAUCACGGUUGAUCAACUAACGUGGAGCCCCUCGCCAGCUUCUCUUAGAGAGCCAAUUCGUGACUCAUCCGCAGAAAGCCGACACAUGGUUGAGGAAUUACUCGAUAUGGAACCGACACCUACCAAAGUCAACCGUUCACAUGAUCCUACUUCCAAUUCACCGUCCGAAGCGAUGGCUGAUCGGCUGGAGCGGCACACGCCUAGGCAUCUCGACACAUUACAAAGAGGCAACCGCAUGGUCGAGGAGGAGGAACCGCAUAAUACGCAGGCGACGCCUAAAGUCACCCGUUCACGUCACGUCCAUGACAUUCCCAACCAAACAAACCCUUCACUGGCUAGAAAAUCUCUAGAACCGCAGGUAACCAGUGGGGUUCCUCCUUCGUCCGAUGUCAAUCGCGAAGAUGAUGACGAGCGCAGCAUUCCCGAAACCAUCUCCAACAAUGACGAAGUCGAGCAGGGCUCGAUGGACGAAAUCCACGAGAAUGCUAGCGUCGAACUUGGCGACGACGAAACUUCCGCCACUCCAGCGGUAGAUCAGUCUGACGUCGCCGGAUCCGACGCUGUAAGCGAGGCCGACAGUUUUGACGAAGACUGGGUAGGGUGGCAUUGCCGCCGGCUUCAAAGCACAGGGCCGUUUUGGUCCGACGAUCCAAACACGCCAUUCAAGGUAUUGGCCCGAGCGGACGCGAACGUGAGGUCCGAGCUACUGCGCCGUGGGAUGGCCCGUUUCCCUGUCGACGAGAGAGGAGUCAUCCAACCGCUCGUCGACUAUCCGCCAAUGGUUUCAUUGCGCGAUUUGCUGGACGGCCCUGCGCCAAGUCCUACGCGUCCGUCAGAUGAACCGCAGAGUUGA